Lepisosteus oculatus (spotted gar) is the source of this 9568-nucleotide messenger RNA. Lineage: Eukaryota; Metazoa; Chordata; Actinopteri; Semionotiformes; Lepisosteidae. The record is from RefSeq and is a predicted model, not a curated record.
UCUUACUUCCGGGGCUUGUGCCUUCCCUCUUGAAGAGCGCGGUCAGUCCAGUUCUCGUCCCCGACCGCCUCUUAUUGCACAGCGCAGCCAGGGUAAGGGUUAUUCUAGCGAGCAAGGUGUUGUCUGGCUUCCGAGGGUCAUAGUUCUUAAUUUACUCGCGAAGUACACAGCUUGUUGAUGGGGUGCAGCUUGAGCUCCUGUGAGUGGGACAGCGGGUCUGUUAAACUGCCCUGCGCCACUGUUGCAAUCGUGUCCUUUUUCGUCCACAUGAUUAAACAUUCGUUCAUAUGCUGAUGUAACUCGGGGGAUUUUCUGGAUUUUAUGAAUUUAUUAUCCAACACACAAGUUGGUUUGCGACGUCGGAUUCUGGUUUAAAAAGGCGCUGCCCCCUUUAAAAAAAAAAAAAUGAGUCACUGUUCAGUCUCUUCCCUUUUUGUGCGCGGUGUCACCCAUCCCCCCCUUCCUUCGUCUCCUGGCUCUGGGUUAGGAUGCGACCCCCCAUCGUCGCUAUCAGCAGCUACCUGAACCGUAGCUCCCAUUUCCGCGGGCACGUCACUCCCUCCAGCAACACAGCGUUCAGGGAGCGUCGAGGCGGGUCUCUUCUCCCCUUCUCCCCGCCCACUUUCUCUGCGACCAAUCCUGGCCGCCGCCGCCAGUGCGUCUGACCAAUAGACAGGAAGUUGCCGUGGCGUCGGGUAGCAACAGCCUCGGGGACGCGCAGGACGGGUGGGUGGUUUGCUGUGUCUAUGAAGUGACGGAGCCGCGCGUCAAGGUGGGAGGGGAGGCAGGAAGCCGGACGCGCGCUUUAGCACAGAAAGUUAAUAUUAUUUUAUUAUUUUGUAGGACAUUCGCUGCCAGGGUAUGCGUACUCCCAAAAGCAAACGAUUGAAAAAAGUUUACUUUCUUAUAACUUUAACACUGCGUACAUACUGUUAGUCCAUCAAAUGCUGUAUUAUUAAGAGCUUGAUGUACUUCUAUAGGGCUAUACCGACCUGCCUCCGGAAAAAAAGGAAGUUUAGUUUAUUUGGAAGAACUAAGAAAAGUCUUCGAAAACUAGUAUGUGUGAAAGGAACACGCCUUUUGCCUAGGGAAGAGAUAUUGAGAUAUACCGAGGGCUUAAAUGAUCAAGUCGAGUUAUAUAUAUAUUUUUUAGAUAAAAAUGAUCCAAGAUGAAGAAGUAGGAGCCAUGUAUAUAUUUACAUGCUUCAUAGUAACAAUACGUGGCUCAAACUAGCUACGUGAAGCUUUUUAUUUUAAAGUUGCUCAUCACAUCCUCUUUCAGCGCUCUGACGAGCACUCGUUCGUUCUGAAAUGCAGGAACUGGCACCUGGCACCUAUUCUUGUAAAGCAGAGCCCGGAGACAUUUACUGAGAUACCCAGUGACUGGAGUAUCCCCACAAUUCCUUCUGUUUGUCAGAGUCAAUCUUAACAGAAGCAAUAGGGUGAAGAACCACUGUUCCCGUGUGCCCAUCCUGCUUCGCAUUCUGGACUUGUCUGCAUUUCAUUACAAUUUUCAAAAAAUGAUGUUGAAAGAGGGCAGCACGGUGUCGGGGGGUCAGCAGGGCUGGGGCCCUGGGUUCAGUUCUGGACCCGGCGUGCUGUCUGUGUGGAGUCUGCAUGUCCUCCUCAUCUUUGUGUGGGUUCUCUCUGGGUGCUCCCAGGGCCCGGAGGCAUGCUGGUGGGUUAAUUGUGUCUAGUUGUUUCUGUGUCUGCCCAGCGGUGGACUGGCGUCCCGACCAGGGCGUGUCCUGCCUUGCGCCCGCUGGGAUAGGCUCCGGGACCCUGAAAUGGUAGAAGCUGUUGGAAAAUGGUUGGAUAUAGGAAGACGGAGAGGACCUGACGGCUGAAGGCUUUCCUGAAGGAUAGUGUUGUACACGCCCUCUUGUCCAGCAGAGAGGACAAUUGACCAGAACAGCGUUCUGCUCUCAAUCCUGCUGGGAAACGGGAUUCAUUCCCACACAUCCUUAUCCCCUGUCCCGAGCUCGCUGGAGAGGGAUGGGUGUGGGCCGCGGAGCGCGCUGUGCAGCUGUUCCAGCUCUUUGUGCUGCUUGGGCAGGCCUUGCAAGCAGUGUGGGUGUGUGGGUGUGGGGUUCCUAACGUUUUGGCCAUGGAGGACAGACUGCAGUUAGAGAACUGGCUUUCAGGCCUGGCUUUUAACCAUACGUCCUAACAUUCGGAUUGCCGAGAGUAUAAUGAUGGGGCAUUAUAAACGCCCGGUAUGUCUUUUUCUUAGCUGGUUUCAGCCCAGUGUUUCCCAUUUUGUAUCUUGCUCCUGCGUGCAACUCCCUGCACCUGUCUGCCUUCAGUGUCAUCCAUCGGGGCUCGGCACAGUCGAGACUGAAUCUCUUUGGGAUUUCCUUUGUGGCUUCUACAGUGUUUUGCUAAUCCUGCUCUUUUUGUUGGUCUGAAUUAGGAAGAGCAGUGGUCCUAGUAUGGAUCCCUGUGGCACUCCGUUAACUGCAUCACUCCAAUGUGAGCUUUUAUCCCUUGCGUGUACAGAUUCAGAAGUGCUUGAACUACUAUUGUAGCUGCUUGUUCAGCUUGAGAAAUUAUUUGAACGAGACCUGCUGCCCGUUAAUUGUUCACUGUGCUGUAGAAUCCUACUGUUAUAGACACCCGCCACAAAUAAGGCUCAUUGCCCUAUAGGUAUUUGUUCUUUGACGGAAGCUACACCAGCAAUUUUACGCUCAUUUGGUCUUACUGUUGUAAGAGGUUUGUUAAAGGUCAAAUAACUUAGCUAGCAGCUGGGUGUUUCACCGAGAUGUGCCUCUCCAUGCCGGUGAGCCCUCGUUACCGUUCAUUGUAAUGAGGAAUGGUACCUCAUACAGUGCCUGUGGCACUCAGAUGUGUUUAAAGGAGCUAAAGCGUGUGUAACAAUGCCAGGCACAAAGCAGAGGAGGCACAAACACUCCCGCUGGCUUCACCCAUGGCCCUCAGAGCAGAGCGCAACACUGAAUGACUUCCCCUUCCAAAGGGGUGUGUGCUGGGGUAUUGUGUUCCCAGGUUCCGAAGGACACUUUAAACCUUACACACGCAGACGAGGCAGCUUCUUGAAUGGGUCAAGACCCUGCACAGCCCCCUUAGACUCCUGGGACACUUGACCUUGAAACUUGUGUCUUUUGAGGGGGGUGAUAGGGUGCUGCUGCUGGGAGUUGAUUUCCCAUAGAGGCAGGACUGGGGCAGCUGGUGGAAGGUGGUGGAGAGCUGGCUGGGCUGUGCUCUGAAUUCAAACCUGCAAUUUCGCACGUUGAUGCAGCUUUGCAGCCUAAAUACCAGCGCAGGACAAACGUUGGUUCUGUACAGGUUCCUGGAUUGGUUAAGGGCUCUGUGCUUCAGGCAACGUCAAACUUCAGGCCCUGUUGUCAGUGACUGUAGUCUGAGCAUCUGAUGAAUUAUUCAUUCUUGGAUGUAGUUUUCGUGACUUCGCGCAUCUUUGCUGUCACGUUACAGCGGUUUUCCCUUCACUUUUACUGUCCUCGUUUUUUCGAUCUUCAGUCUUUAGAUGUCACGCCGGAAUCCGGUACAGAGGAUAUUGAACAUAUUGUUAUAGAACGCAAGCAGUCUUAGUCAAUGAGAAAAAUAAAAAGUCUUUGCUGCUUCAAGGAUACUUAAUGCUGUAUCGGGGUCCGUUUCUGCUGCUGCGGUGGGGGGGGGGGCGCUUCAGUGGACGCGCACAGUGUUAGGGCACGGGGCCGCGCGUCGGCGGCGCGCCUUGGUAGUUGUCCUCCGUGUCUAUAUAUAUCUACCGGGUUACUAUAAAUGGAGAGGAGCGGCUUGGAGGCGCAUCUAUCCCAGAAAAGGGGGAAGGGUCUGGGAAGGUUUACUUUUAAAACCGGGAAGCUGUUGAAUCGGGCGGAAAGACAGCGGUGUAUCUUCGCGUUUUGGACCCCAGCGUCGAUCGCAGCGUUGUGUGCCCGCGACACGUGAGGCGCGUUUAAUUAUUUAUAACCCGGAGCCGCUCCGCCAACCCCCCGCCCCCCCCGCCGAGCGGCGCCUGUUGGAAAGGUCCUGCGCUCAGGGUGUGGAUGCGGAGCCGGGCAGAGCGACUCCAACCCGGGGAGGAAAAAAGCGGCGAAUAUGAGCUAAAGGCGGCGGGGAAAACGUCUCCCGGAGAAAACCGCUGAGCGAGAGCGAAGGAGGCCGAGAAGAGAGCAGGAGGGCCGCGGCCAGGCGGAGCAGAGGCGCCGAGGGACGCCGGCGGAGCAGCGCGGAGAGCCGUCCGGGCGCCGGGGCCGAGGCGCAGGCAGGCCGGAGCCACUGCGGAGCGGGUCCGGGGCGCGGUGGGGGGGAGGGCGAGGCUUGCAAAAGGGGGCAAAAAAAAAACCCACCUCCAGCUUUCCCUGCCCCUCCGUGCCUCCCGUCCCGCAUUUCUGGAAUCUUUUUUUGUGUGCGUGUGUGGUCGGGAUCGGGAAUCGACCGGACCGAGCGAGAAAGGGAGGGUCCGGCCGGCGGAUGUGCGCGGCGGAGGGAGCCUCUCGGAGGGAGCGGGACCUGUGAACACGGGCUCGGAGGCGGCGAGGGAUGCGCUCCUCCCCGCCCGCCUGCGAGCGUCUCUCCAGCGGCUCUGCCCCCGUGAGGCGCGGCGGGGCUUAGGCUCAGCUCGCUCAGCCAGACACCCGCCAGUGGGCGGCUUUCCACAUCUCCAGCCUGAUCCGCGGGACUCCCGGGAGAGGAGGAUCUUCAAGUCGAAACUUUCUGUUGUUGUUGCUGUUGUUGUUGCGCAAGACUCCCAGAAGACGCGGUGCGAGAGGCGCUCUGGGCGCUUCGCCUCUUUCCGUUCCUGCUGUUCGGUUGUUGUUUUUCCUGGGUGACUGUGCCGGCGACACGGGCUCCUCUUCUGCCCUCCGGCGCCUGAAAUCUGCCCCCCGGAACGGAUCGACCCCAGGGUCAGACUCGCUCCCAGGACCCCGACGGACCCCGAGGUCAGCGCCGGACAUCUGCGACUUCCCCCCGCUAGCACCUCCCCCCCCGAGCCGGGGGUGUCCUGCCUGGGGGGCAGCCGUGGACAGACCUGACCGCACCCCCCGCCCCUCCUGUGGAACCUGUUUCUGAAAACCGGCGUCCAGGAAGCGCCGCUCGCCGCCCGGGACUCCGAGCCUUCCGCUCCGGAAAGCGGCGAGCAGCCCCUCCCCCCACCGCCUCCAUUUUUCCGUCGUUCCCGGGAUACCUGCGCCCCAGAGCGGGCUAUUUUUAGCGGGCAUGGGGUACAGGCGGCGGGGUGGGAAAGCGAGGAGACCCUAGCCCCACGCCGCUCCGAUCGCCAGCGCAGGAGGGAGCCGGCGCUCCGAGCCCUGUCCUCCGCGGCGCCUCUCCAUGCCUCCAGUGCCUGCGCGUCCCCGCUGGAGCUGCAGUCCGCCCGCUGGCUCGACCCCCGGCGACACGGUGCCUCGGCCCGGCAGGGUGUGGGCGUCCGUCAUUACGUGAGCAAAGCGCGUUUUCACCAAAUAGUCCUGUCCAGAGAGCUAUCUUAAUAGAUAGGGUAUAAAUAGAGUGGAAAUAUAUAUUUUUAUUUUGUAUAUCUCUAAAGAAGCGUUGCCUAAACAGAACUCAUUGCCUUAGAAGACGCGCGGAUCCCGCGGAUUCGUCCAAACUUUUCCCUGCUCGGGGGAUUUUAUUUUCAGGUGCCUUUCUGUCUCUGUCCCGGUGUGGCCACCGCGGGAGAAGCGUCAGCCUUUCGCCAGAAGUGAAGGAAGCUAAAACUCUUGCUCUUAAACAACAACAAAAAAACGCUUUUUUUUUGCUUUUUCCUCCGUUGUCAACGUCGCUGGAUGUAGCAGAUCGCCGCAUCCCGUUGGGUUUUUUCCUCUUCAGACUGUUGUUUCCGGGAUUGUAUCGUUUGUGUUUCGAGGGAGGAUUAUUGUCAUUAUCGCCAUCAUACAGUUUUUCUCCCCCCUCCCCUCCCCUCACACCUCCCCCCGAAUUGUACUUCUGUUUCCGAUUGCGGUCGCGCCAGUUCUCCAUCGGGGUCCCGCGGUGACGGAAAGGCGAUUCCGAUGGUGAUCACGUCGGCCGUGGACGAGAAGCCCCAGCCCUCAGCGAGAAUGGUCGCCAGCGUGCAAGCCGACUGGAUGAACAGCCAGGAGCCGGGCAGAUACCUGCCGCAGCCGCACCUCCUCAGCAAGGCCUCCCGAAGCGGAAACGGCUCAGGAUGCAAGCCCACGUCCUCCUCCCUCUGCCUGCCUGCCACCCUGGGCUUCUCCCCCGCUGAGCCAACCAUGUCCAGCCAGCACAGCCACCCCACCUUCAGCAACAUCCACUCCAUGGCCGAGCAGCAACAGGUGCUGUCAGACAUGACCAUACUGCAGAGGAGGAUCCCGCCGAGCUUUCGAGACCCAGCCACCGCCCCGCUCCGGAAACUCUCCGUCGAUCUCAUCAAGACCUACAAGCACAUCAAUGAGGUGUACUACACUAAGAAGAAGCGGCGCGCCCAGCAGGUGCCCCCCGAGGACUCCAGCACCAAGAAGGAGCGGAAGGUCUACAACGACGGCUACGACGACGACAACUACGACUACAUCGUCAAGAACGGCGAGAAGUGGCUGGACCGCUACGAGAUCGACUCGCUCAUCGGGAAGGGCUCCUUCGGACAGGUGGUGAAGGCCUAUGACCACCACGAACAGGAGUGGGUGGCCAUCAAGAUCAUCAAAAACAAGAAAGCCUUCCUGAACCAGGCCCAGAUCGAGCUGCGGCUGCUUGAGCUCAUGAACAAACACGACACGGAGAUGAAGUACUACAUAGUCCACCUGAAGCGGCACUUCAUGUUCCGCAAUCACCUCUGCCUGGUGUUCGAGCUGCUCUCCUACAACCUGUACGACCUGCUGCGCAACACCAACUUCCGUGGCGUGUCCCUCAACCUCACGCGCAAGUUCGCCCAGCAGCUGUGCACCGCGCUGCUCUUCCUGGCCACGCCCGAGCUCAGCAUCAUCCACUGCGACCUCAAGCCCGAGAACAUCCUGCUGUGCAACCCCAAGCGCAGCGCCAUCAAGAUCGUGGACUUCGGCAGCUCCUGCCAGCUGGGCCAGCGGAUCUAUCAGUACAUCCAGAGCAGGUUCUACCGCUCUCCGGAGGUGCUGCUGGGAAUGCCCUAUGACCUGGCCAUCGACAUGUGGUCUCUGGGCUGCAUCCUGGUGGAGAUGCACACAGGAGAGCCCCUGUUCAGCGGCUCCAACGAGGUGGAUCAGAUGAAUAAGAUUGUGGAGGUGCUGGGGGUCCCUCCAAAUCACAUGCUCGACCAGGCCCCCAAAGCCCGGAAGUACUUCGACAAGCUUUCCGACGGCCUGUGGACCGUCAAGAAGAAUAAGGACAUUAAGAAGGUACUUUUCCCGUCGCCCUCCGAGUACAAGCCCCCCGCCACGCGGCGGCUGCACGAGAUCCUGGGGGUGGAGACGGGGGGCCCCGGGGGCCGGCGUGCGGGCGAGCAGGGCCACGCCCCCUGCGACUACCUGAAGUUCAAGGACCUGAUCCUGCGCAUGCUGGACUACGACCCCAAGACCCGCAUCACGCCCUUCUACGCCCUGCAGCACAACUUCUUCAAGAAGACCACGGACGAGGGCACCAACACGAGCAGCAGCACCUCCACCAGCCCGGCCAUGGACCACAGCCACUCCACCAGCACCACCAGCUCCGUCUCCAGCUCAGGUGGAUCUAGCGGAUCUUCCAACGACAACCGGAACUACCGGUACAGCAACCGAUACUACAACAGCGCUGUGACUCACACGGACUACGAGAUGCAGAGUCCACAGGCUCCUCAGCAGCAGAUGCGCCUGUGGCCGGGAGGCGAGGGCCCCCUGUCCAACAGCGACCCCUACCCCCAGCUGCUCCUGCACAAGCCCUCCGCCACGCAGCAGUCCCGCCACUACCUCGGCGGCGGCGGCGGCGGGAUGCUGGAGCCCCACCACCCGCACCCCAUCUACGGGCACCACGGCAACAGCCGGCAGCUCCGCCAGCAGCAGCAGCAGCAGCAGCAGCAGCAGAUCCCGGCGGCGUCGCCCCAGCAGCAGCUCCCGGACGCCAUCGAGCUCAGCCUGACGCACCACCACCACCUGGCCCCGUCUUCCAUGCACCACGGGCCCCCCCUCCCGGACUCCAGCCAGUACGGCUCCUCCAACCUGCACCUGGGCCUCUCCGCCUUCCGGACUAGGACAGUCAUGGCCCCCCCGAACCCCCAGGACAGCAUGGUCGCCGCCUCGGGGCUCGGCUACCCCCCCUACCCCGGUAGCACUGGCGGCGGCGGCGGCGGAGGCGGCAACAACAACAACAACCCCCCCCAGGCCGGAGGGGGGGGCGGCCUGUUGACGGGACCCCCCCGGGGAGGAGCGGGGGGCACGGGCGUGGGCCGGCCCGACUCGGAGGAGAUGGCGAUGAUGGGGGUCUGCGGGACCGGGGGACCCCCUCAGAGCACAGCGGCGAGCUCUUGAUGAAUCUUGAACAAACUCCAAAAGCCAUACGAUUUUAAACACACACACACACACACACACCGCCGCACCGCGCGGACAGACCGGAGAGCUGGACGGACGAUCUUGUUGUGCAUGGGGGGGCAGGGCGGGGCAGGACUGGGGGGUCCGGAUCGUUUCUUUUCUUUGGGUGUUUUGGAGGGGGGGGGGAGAGGCCGGCUGGAGAAGGGGUUUUAGUUCUCUUACGAUUUUUAUUUUAACUUUGGUUUUGGCGCCGGGCGACUUCAGGGCGCGGCGUGUCGGGACGGCGGAGGGGCGGGAGGCGCAGGCCGGGGCGCCGCAGACCGCCGGGCUGUUUGGUUUUGUUUCUGAAGUCUAGGUGUUUAAUUGUAAAUUAUUAAUUUAUUAAUAAUCACUACAUGAGGGCAUGACCUGAGUGUACGAAAAGGAGGAGAAAUUGCAGUGGGUUUUUGUUUUUUUUUUAUUAUUCUUAUUUUUCGGAGGGGCACCUACAACAAAGGAAGCCAGGAUUUUCUUCCCCCCCUUGUUGUUUUAGCGUUUUAUUUUCUUUCUCCGGACUUCUCGCUGCCCGCUGGCUUGUUUCCAGCAGAACGGCUGUCCAGGGGAGGCCGCUGCGCAGGGGGUAGAAACUCUGGCCCGGAGAAACGCCCAGCUGCUCCCUUCAGACAGGACAGGGCCGCCCGCCCCACGCCAGCGCCGGGACGAAGACGGACGCGGAUCGGACAAACUCGGGAUGCAUCAAGCCAAAUCUCGCUCACUCUUCCUCUCCCCCUCUCCCCGUCUGUGCUCGGUUGGGGUGGCUUCCGAAGUUCGCUGACCCCCUCUCCAUCACCCCCUUUCUCCAGGCAACGCGCCCCCCAGAAUCGCUCCCUCUCUUUCGUCGCCCCCCAGCGCUUGGCGAGCGUUGCCACUUCCCAUCCGGGAAAAGAAAAAUAUCGGGGGGGGAGGGGGGGAACGACGACAAAACCACCCCCACACCCUCUUCGUUUCUUUCUAGGCUGCUAACUCCACUCUCAACCGUGUCCGGAUUGCUGCUAAACAAAACAGACAAAUAAAUAAAAGAGAUAAACUUUUUAACCCUCCUGCUUCAGAAGAAAAAAAAACCACUGCAUCUCAUGUAUUUAUUACUAUUUAACAAAAAAAAAUGGAAAAAAGCC